AACCAAGCCUGGGUGCACAUAUAAGUCACAUAACUCUGGAGUACGUUAUUCCAGAGGAAAGACAAGUAUCACUUUACAGACAUGCUAUGGGUACUUUUUUCCCUGCUUACAUUUGUACUCAUACUUAUUCUCCUCUACUACCCUCGCACCAGACGGGAAAAUGAGCCUCCUUUGGACAAAGGUCUCAUCCCAUGGUUGGGACACGCACUCGCAUUCCAAAAGGAUGUCGCAAAGUUUUUGUCUCGGAUGAAGGAAAAACACGGCGAUGUGUUUACCGUGUGCGUUGCGGGCCAUUACGUGACCUUGCUGUUAGACCCGCGCUCUUUCGACGAAGUACUUUUUGACGACAUUCGCCUGGACUUCACCCGCAGCAGACAGCAGCUCAUAAAUAGAGUUUUUGGUCUUCAGUUGCCAGGCGUGGAGCCGGCAGCGGACAGGAUGUUCAUGAAAACACAUUUUCGAGGUGUCUGUCUGUCGGAGAUGAAUUGUUCGAUGAGCACUCACCUUCAGGAGCUACUGCUAGGUGAUCUCUCCGGUCAAUCGGAGUGGAGACGAGAGGGACUCUUCAGCUUAUGUUACAGCCUCCUCUUCAGAGCUGGUUACCUCACGCUGUUUGCCAACACGCAGGACGUCAAUACAGUCUACGGCGAAUUCCGCAAGUUUGACCAUCUACUUUCCAAACUGGCUCGCUGCUCACUCAAAGGAGGGGAGCGCAGGACAGCCCACUCGUCCCGAGAACGACUGUGGGAACUUCUGUCUUCGAACGACGGGUGCAGUGGGAAGGCAGAGUGGCAACAGAACUACCAACGCUUCCUCCAGGAACAAGGAGUGGAUGCCGAGAUGCAAAAGAGAGCUCUUUUGCUGCAGCUGUGGACCACACAGUGUAAUGCUGGACCUGCAGCCUUUUGGCUCCUUGGCUUUCUGCUCACUCACCCCGAGGCUAUGAAGGCAGUCCAGUCAGAGAUAAGGGGCCUUCCUCUGGAGGACAGCUCCCUCCAGCAGACCCCCAGCAUGGCCAGAGAGAAGAGGACACACUGUACACCCAUACUAGACAGCGUUGUGAAAGAGACCUUGCGACUCACUGCCGCUGCAAUGAUCAGCAGAGAUGUGGUGAAGGACAAAGUUCUGCAAAUGGCCGACGGGCAAAAGUACCACCUAAGACGGGGGGAUAAAGUGUGUCUCUUUCCCUUUCUGAGCCCACAAAUGGACCCAGAAAUACACCAAGAACCGCAGAUUUUCAAAUACGACCGCUUCUUAAAUGAAGACCUGACAGCCAAGGAGGAUUUCGGCAAGGACGAUAGAAAGCUGAAAUAUUUUACCAUGCCCUGGGGCGGGGGCAGCAAUGUGUGCGUGGGGAAAGAUUUUGCAGUGACAACCAUUAAACAAUUUGUGCUCUUGAUGCUGACCCAUCUGGACCUGGAAUUGUGUGACCCAGAAGCUCAAGUGCCACCCGUCAAUUCAAGCCGCUACGGUUUCGGAAUGCUCCAGCCGGAGGGAGAUCUUCUGGUCCGCUACAGACCAAAGAGAAUAACGUCAACUUAAUUUAAUCAAUGGAUAUUUUAUUGGUGUAUAUUUAUUUAUUCCACCGUUAUUUUUGUAUAUACUGUACAUUUGUUAUGUUUAGUGUUUUUGUCACAUGGUUUUGUUCUAGGACCUGUUUGACUUACAGUAUUUAAUAAUUGACCUAAAAAUACAUUAAAAAACGUAAAUCACA
This is a messenger RNA of Syngnathus acus (greater pipefish), 1714 nucleotides long. RefSeq names its product prostaglandin I2 (prostacyclin) synthase (gene ptgis). Bases 82 to 1542 code for a protein of 486 amino acids. The transcript has 10 exons. The record is from RefSeq and is a predicted model, not a curated record. Gene Ontology annotation, biological process: prostaglandin biosynthetic process. NCBI's taxonomy places the organism in Eukaryota, Metazoa, Chordata, Actinopteri, Syngnathiformes, Syngnathidae. Gene Ontology annotation, molecular function: prostaglandin-I synthase activity; iron ion binding; monooxygenase activity.